UCUCUGUUUUCCUCCUAUCUUUGUUUCGGAGGACAAACGGCUAUUUCUGUCUCUCUGCUAACAGCAGCUAAAGCUAACACCUCCUCCUGACACGACAACCUGCCAAACAGACUCCUGCUUUAACUCCUCUCUCCUAUCUCCUCUCCUCUACUUCUCUCCUCUCCUUUUUUACUCCUUCCUCAGAGUCUCUGAGCUCGGAUUAUUUGCUGGAAUAAGAUGGUCGUUUUGACAAGCAACAAUGAAGAGCAGGAUUAUAUCCUGAUCGAAGAGCGCAAAUGCAGCUCUCUGCCCAGCUCCCCCGCCAAGCGAGUGUCUCCCACCAAAAAGAAGCAGUUCUACAUCAACCGAGCCAUCCGCAACUCUGACCUCACCCCCCGAGCCAAAGGCAAGAAGAGCCUCCGCCGCCAGGAGAACACACUCUUCCUCGCUAAUCUCCUUGAGAGGGACGAGUGCUCCAAAGAUGAUCUGGAGGUUUGCAGCAACCCGGCAAUCCCAUCCAUCUUCACUGAAGCCUGCACCAACGGAAACUACAUCGAGCCAUGGAACGACUUCAUGAACUGCUCCGGUGAGGAGCAGGAGAGACUGUUGUCUCUGCUGGAGAAGGAGGGGGCCAAGAAGAAAACCACUGCCAAGCUCCUCAAAGACCAGAGGAAUGUAAAUCUCGCCUUCACUGCUCAGGACUGCUUCCAGAGGAUCGAUCGCAGGUUACGAGCGACUCUGAGACGAAAACAAGUCCCCAUAGGAACUCUGGAAGUUCUUGAGGAGAACCUUCUGAGCUUCUUCAACGCUCAACCUCACUCAGUUUACACGACGCACCUCGACACCAGCUUCGAGAGGCUGCUGCUUCAUGCCGUCUGCCAGUACAUGGACCUCGUCUCUGCAAGCACAGACUACAACGGGACGCGUCAGACUGAAGUGGUGAACAAACAGGAGGAGUUCCUUCCUCCUGGUCGUCUGCUGUCCGCCUACCUGGAGCAGAUGAGCUGAGACCAGGCCCUCGCCGUGUUCCCCCCGUUUCCUCCAGACCGCUCUGCUGCAGGCUGGACGGAGAGGAGGGGUGUAGAUAAGGUGACGUCUGUGUAACGUCUCAGAAGACAAAGCUGAGACAUGCCUGCUUCCUUCUUCUCUGGAGUCUGCGGUUCAUUUUUCAUCUGUCCAAAACAAAAUCACAUUGUAUUGAUCGGGUACACACGAUGAAAGUUCUUUGUUAAUAGAAGCUAGGACGCAUGUUAGCACAAUGCAAUUAGUGGUCAGCUGAGGCAGAGUACAAGGUCACAUGACCUCCCUCUGACAUGUUACACUUUCCUCUCUCAUGGUUCAGAUCCACGAUGAGUCCAGCUGUUGAAGCGGCUCCUCAUCCAUCACAUGGUUCGAUUAUGAUACGAGUUAAUGGAUUACUAAUGGAGCGGUUUUGAUUAACAAUUCCUAAUUGGUUGUAAUCUCAUGAGUGGUGAUGUGGAGUCCACAAAAGCAACAAGUGGAUGUUGCAAUUUAAAAGCAGAGAGGGCGUUACGUCAGAGCUGAUCUGAACUUCUUGAAGCAGCUGUCGAUGUUUUUUGUCCUUUUUCGUAGCGCUAAUGAUCGGAUCUUAUCAACAUGACAUGAUAUAAAACAUAAGUGAAUGAUGUUCCAUUAAAUCUGCUUCACUUUAACACGAUUCUUUAAACCUCUCACUCUCUAAUCUUCGCCUCUGAUCGUCGUGGAAUCCGUUAUGAAUUCACAUUUAUAUUAAUGUAAGCACAAAGUCGUCACAGUCAAUAAAGAUAAAAAUCACCCUGAUGAUUUAUCUGAACGUCACUCUGAACCUUCCUUGUUGUACAGAAGAGUGUGUGAUGAUGCUGCAACAGAGAGCUCAUUGUUAAUGCGUCAGCGCCUGAAGGAUUAGCCUGAAGGAUUUAUGUCAGAUGUGAGUUAUGAAGCAUGAAUAUUAAUAAUCUCUACAUUUAUGCACAGACAGAUCACUCAUCGUCUCAGCUAGGGAGUGUUUGAAUCAAAUAUACUUGAGAUGUAAAGUAACUCUGAUCAUUUCUCCUUCUGUGGGUUCACUUUCUACGGAUUAUCUUUCUCUCUUCACACCGGCUUCAUUUUCAAACACUCAAAGUGUCCGUAUGUCGAUGUAGAAACAACACAAACUCAAUACAGUUACAGUCUGUAAUUAUAAAAGUAACACUUCUUUAGAUAAAGUCUAAAUGUAAACAAAGGUUUUAAUGGUUAAUGUAAAGGUGCAUUUCGACUAAGAGUUCCGGGGUCUUUUAGCCCCAGAACUACUUUACACUGAACUAAAAGGUUCCUGUGCCCCCAUUGUUGUCUGCGUUUCGACUGCAGGGCUUAAGUCCCGGGUAGAUUGUGCAAAUCAGGCCAAAGAGGAAUGCCAUUCAUCACAGAUGACACCAUAGAAGCAGACGGACAGGCAGGUAUCAUUAUGAGCAACACAACAGUUAGCCUGUUAGCAUGAAGAGACUCAGCUGGCGCUGUUUUAGAUGGUGCUAUAUUUCAUCACAGAUGGAUUCACUGCAAAUCCACUAAAAACAUGGAAAAAGCAAUGAAUGAAUCAACACGUGAGAGGAGAUAAGCGCGAGUAGCAAAGACGUUUCAACACGCUUUUAAAAUCCUUUUGAACUCAAAAAGCCGUGGCAGAGAUCGACCGGUGUUUUGGUUUAAACAGCGACCCUGUUAACUGGAGACUCUCAGCCGGAUGCAUCCCUCAUAAACGUCUUUAGACGAUCAUUUAAUAUCUGAUGAGGAUAUUUUGAAAUCUUAAUAAAAACUAAACUAGUUUGCAUUCCCAGGAACUCCCUCUGUGUUUCAACAGCUGUGUAAACUCCACAAACACUGACACGUUCAGCUGAAGGUCUCCAGUUUACAGGGUCACUUUUAAAACCGGAACACCGGGAGGAGAGACGCAUUCACGGUGGGCUGAGAGAAGACUACUGUUACAAGCUGCUAAAUCAAGAGAAUCACAGCUUCUUCUUUUGAAAAGUACACACACAUACAAAAAAGAUAGAACAAAUCAAAACUAAUGAAAGAAAGAGAAAUCAAGUGAAUCACAGAUGUGUGUGUGAAUCUACCAAUCAGGACCUGCCCUCCGAAAGUCCCGGGACCUUUGAAAAGUACUACCCCCUUAGCAGGGGCUUUUUAGGGGGGAGAUUAUCUACCCCUGAACUAAAUUUAGACCCUGGGUCCACUGGUCGAAACGCACAUAGUUCCAGGGUAAAGUUCCUCUGGUUGAAAAGCGCCUUUAGACGAGAUAAGGAACUCUUCUUGAAGCCGUCUCCUUCUUCUUUCAUCUUUCCUGCAAUAACUCACACUAACUCCGUUCACACACCUUCAGCUCAGAGCCUCGAUCCACACGUCCAUGUGACCUGGUUUAAAGUCAUACUGUAUGUGCAGUAGAUGUUGUUCAUGAAAAACAGCCACUUACAAAGUGUUUGGAUGGUUCAGACCUGCAGAGUCCGGACUCUCGGGUGUGUUUCCAUAUCAACACUUACAGGAGAAGCACUUCUGCCUUAUGAAAACAGGUCUCUUUGUUUUUCUCUGUAAAUAUAUUUCUACAUUUGUACUCGACUGGAUUUUGGACGCAGGUUAUUUAAAAUAAUCUUUUUUAUGCUGCCGUUUGCAGCGUAACAAAACUUGACCUGUUGGUGCAUUUUGUCAAACAACCAAAGUGUGUGUGUGUGUGUAUGUGUGUCUGUGUGUCGCUCUUAUUUCUCAGGCUGUCGAACUCUCUGAAUGUCAUGCGGUGAUCUCUCAUGGUGUCAUUUUUCUGAGUACUGUAUCUGCAAGAUGAACUCGUUAUGAUCAUGUUCGCCUCGUCGCUUCGGGGCGCUGCCAUCUUUUUAAAUCCAUGUGGGUGUCGUAGACGUAGUGAUGAUGUAAAUACUGAAGUCAGAGGAUCGACGUGUGCCAACGUUUGGAUCGGAGACGCCUCCAAUAGUCUGAAAGCUUUAUACUCUCGACUGACACAUCUGUGUGUAUAUAAUGAAACGUGUGUGUACCUAUUUAUAAUUAUCAGUGCAUCCAUUAAAGGAUUUAAGAUAUUAA
Notolabrus celidotus (New Zealand spotty) is the source of this 4041-nucleotide messenger RNA. It is a transcript of the gene r3hdm4, whose product is annotated as R3H domain containing 4. NCBI's taxonomy places the organism in Eukaryota, Metazoa, Chordata, Actinopteri, Labriformes, Labridae. The transcript is spliced from 8 exons. The record is from RefSeq and is a predicted model, not a curated record. Bases 217 to 987 code for a protein of 256 amino acids. Gene Ontology annotation, molecular function: nucleic acid binding.